UUGUAAGUGUGACAAACUGGCAAAUACAGUGACAACAAAACCAGAACAAUGUAAACUGCUGAUGUCAAUGGGUAUGACGAUGCUUAAAAAUGAGAUGAAGACUGAAGUUGAGAGACUGUCAAGGAAAGUCCGCUUUCGAAUUGCUUCUUCUCAUAGUGGGAGAGUACUAAAGGAGGUGUAUGCAGAUGGAGAAACUGCAGACUCUUUAGAUUCUGAAUGUGCCAGUAGUUCGGAGACUGACCAAAACAGCAGACUGAGUGAACUGGAUGGACAGCAGAAUGGACAUUUAGGAUCGGAGUGUGAUGAAAAUGAAAAUGAGCAGGAUGACUUGCUCAUUUUAGCAAGAGCAACUAAAGACAAGGGGUUUGGUACAAAACGAGUCAACAUUCUAAGCAAAAAUGGUACAGUCAGAGGAGUUAAACAUAAAGUCAGUGCUGGUCAAGCUCUGUUUGAUAAUUUGGCAAAAGUGUUUCAGCCUCCCAGCUCAUUUCUAGAAUUUGGUCGCAUCAUAAUUUAUACUACCAGCCUUCGUGUGGUUAGAACCACUUUUGAAAGAUGUGAACUGGUAAGGAAGAUCUUCCAAAAUCACAGAGUGAAGUUUGAAGAGAAAAACAUUGCUCUGAACAGUGAUUAUGGAAAAGAACUAGAUGAAAGGUGCAGGAGGGUAUGUGAAGUUCCAUCACUACCUGUUGUGUUUAUUGAUGGCCAUUAUCUUGGGGGUGCUGAGAAAAUUUUGUCAAUGAAUGAAUCGGGGGAGCUUCAGGAUCUCUUAACCAAAAUUGAGAGAGUGCAGCACCCCCACGAGUGCCCCUCUUGUGGGGGUUUUGGCUUCCUUCCAUGCUCAGUGUGCCAUGGGAGCAAGAUGUCAGUGAUUCGGAACUGUUUUACAGACUCUUUCAAGGCCCUCAAGUGUACUGCUUGCAAUGAGAAUGGGUUACAGCGCUGCAGGAGCUGUGCAAGCUAAGAACGACAUCUUCCGAUAUAUAAAACCUCAUUUUAUGUUACUGCAGCAGUUUGUUAUACGCUUUUUUAAAAAUGAUCCUAUUUACCAGAUAAUGAAUAAAAUGUAUUUGUAAUACAAUUUUGUUGAUUUGAUUGCUGAAGCCAUUUAAUGCAGGCCUUUGCUCAUAUCCUGUACAUCUCAGUAAGGAGAAUGAAGAGGCCAUUGCUUUCUUUAUUAGAAGUUAGUGCUCAUAAAAGCUACCAGAUUGGCAGCCUUUGGACCUGAAGCCUUCUCUGUUACUAAUGAAUGUUAGUAGUAGAGUAUGAAUCGCCUCAUGCUGUCCACCCAAGUUUCAAGACCUGACCUGGAGAUAACACCAGAACCUUUACCAUCUUUAUUUCUGUUCUCUGGGUGAUGAGUCAAAGCAGUGGUUGUAUGAUGUGUACUGAAUUAAGACCAAGUCAUUGAACAUGGUAUUUCACAAAAUAAAAUGUAGCAUUUCACAAUAAAACAAAAUCAGUUAUGACUUUCAUCAGUACUACCCUCAGCCAAAUUUUACCUAGUGACUGAAUGAUGAAUACAAAUAUCCCUUAGCAGCCCCCUGAUCUUUCAACUUCUUGGUACUUCCAAUGCCAAACUAUUUUCAAUAGGCUGUUACCUAAGUAUUUGGUGUUUUAGAUUUUACUUGCAUUGAUCAUUACCUGUCAUAAGAAUGUACAGGUCAGCUGCAUACUAGAGUGGUAACAUGGCAUCACAAGAUAGAUUUAAAAACUGCAGAGGACUAAAACAAACAGGAUUAGAUUUUUACUUUCUUGGCUUAGUAACAAAUAAUCUUUCCCUUCCCAAAGGUCUUUUCUGAUCGGAUGGAUAUUAACAUUGCAUUCCAUACCAUAUCCAGAAUUCCAAUAGUAUAUUCUGCAGUGCAGCAUCAAUUAUCAAACUCUUUGAACUACAAGGACAACAGGAAAGAAUUUGCAAUGCCUUCUUUGUGUUUUAUAUUACCACAAAGAGGCAGCCUCUGUUUGUGUCUAAUGCAAAAGAACUGAUUGGAUUAAUGGAAAAUGGAAUGGUAUUAGAGAAUAUGCUGAUGGUUACAGUCCUGCCAUUUCCGAUGAAUGAAAAACUGCUCCUUUUGCAUUCGAUGCCAGAGUUGUUAAUGCAUCCAACAGAUAUUCUCUAAGCACACUCAUAAUGAAUGUCAUGAUAAAUACCAUAUAAUUAAACUCUUUCCAAAGGAAAAUUACUACUAAAAGCAAAAGAGAUUUCCAGUUCAUUUAUGGAAAUGAAAACCUAAAGCCUAUCACUCAUAAAAAUGUAAGACAUGGAGUAGAAUGAGAAAAAUAAAUAAUCCAUCCUUCCACAGAAAUUAUUGAAGAUGGAUUAAAUAUGGUCAAAAUAUAUUUUACAAAGCCUUUUUUUUUGUUUAAAAAACCACUCUUUUCACCAAACCGAAUUAUUCAACUGAUCUGGAGCAAGUGCUUAAAACUAGCUCUCUGGCUCCCUGAAUCAAUGCUGUGGUAAUCAGGCAACUAAGUCAUAUCUGCCAACAUGCCUAACCAUUUUCCAAAAACCUUGGAAAGGUCUUGGUUUUGUUUUGCAACAGCAUGGAAGUAAUUUUAAAACCUUGAAACAGAAUUCUUGUUUUCUGAGCAGUCUUGGUACAGAUAUAAAACGAGAUAUAAAAUAACAUAAAGACCAGACAGUUGUCUUUGUGUGAACCAAAAUAGAUCACAGUAAUAUCAAAAUAUGAAACCACUGCUCAGAUAAUUAUUAUACUGCCACACCUUUAAUGGAAUUAUAGUCAUCUGCACCAUCUGAGGAUCUGCCACUAAUGCUCUCCUAUAUUAAGAAGCUAUCCUCAAAUGUCCUUAAGCAUAUCUAAUAUAGUUCCAUUCUACUUUUAUUAGAAUACCCCUGUGUCAUACAGUCCAGUUUCAUUGCUUCCUUAUAUGGUUUUGUAAGAGAAGCUUCACCAGAUUUUGCUUGCCUACAGUGAAUGAGGAAAUCAGAAGGCAAAGUGCUGGUAGCAAAUGAAGUUUUAGAAGUUGUAAGAGUUUUAUGGGGGAAUAGAGAAUACAGUGAAAACUUGAGAAAUACUAAGGUACAAAAAUGAAACAUUAUUUAAACCGCUAGGAACAUUAAAGGCUGCAAAUGAAUUAGCAUUACAACACAAGUCUUUCUUUGUGUUUUGAAUUUUUAAGUGAAGCUUCAGUGUGUUUUAUCCAUCUGCACUGUCCUUCUAGCUGGUCCACUAGAAAAAUAAAUUGAGAACAAAAGAAAUGCCAGUUUUGCUAUGCAGUAUAUUAUUCCUUAUUAUUACUUGGUACAGUUUUGGGCCAGAUCCUUGGCUAGCAUCAAUCAAGCCUAUUACCACUGAUCUCAUUGGAAUGAUGAUAGUUUAAAUUAGCAACAGAAAUAUGCAUAGUGGUUUACUGGCAUGAAAGUAAUGUACCCUUACCAUGCAUAUUGUAGUCUAAGUUUAAGCUAUAUAAACAUAGACAAAGAGCCUGAUUUUCUUAUGAUUUACCUGCAUUUUAUAGUAGCAUAACACUAUUUACUUCAACUGAGUAGACAUUGUUCAAUUCUGCUGCAUAUGAGAGGAGAGUACGAUCCACCAAUCUGGUAGUUUAAACCACUGGAAAAGAAGGCUUUUAUUGCCAAAUGUGUUUAAAUUAAUCUGAAGGAAUACAGAACAGAAACAAACAUGGACCAAAUUGUAUUUCUCCCCCCACAUAUUUUAAAUUGGAAAGAGGGAUCAGGGGCUGUCUCCCUAACAUGCAUGGCUCAGGUGUGUAAGAACCACAAAUGAAUGCUUCAAACUUUACAAAAUCAUGUAACCCCUGUGCUGGACUCCCUGCCAAGUUAUGCUUUCUGCUUCUGAGAAGGCGAGUAGGGUUGCAGAACUCUUGUAAUAAUUAUCAUGUAUGCCACUGGGUGAAAAAGCACAUUAUAUCUGACACUGGUAUGCCACAGCCAUAACACAUUCAUUGAGUGGCGUUCUUUUUCCAUUUACUAAUAUUCAUGCCGCAGGCUUAAUACACUAUAAUCUGCUCUCUGACUUUCUAGGAGGAAUGUCCAUUCUGUUGCAAGGUCAAAAAUCAGAGCUUCCUGAUCUAAAAGUAAACACCCUACUAUCUAAUGGAGAAAUGUCUUUAGCUAAAAACAAGAAAGAGGCUAUGACUUGCAGUAGAGAAGUUCCAUUUCCAGAAGUGAUAUAUGUAACCAGUUUGCCACAUGAUUAUGAUAAGGCAGAGAGAAUGCAGUCGCUGUGGAAGACAACAGAAAAUACCAGACUGUCCUGCAAAUGAGUACUUCUAGCUAGUAGGGAAUACUAGACCUGGCUCUCAGAAAUAGGAGGUGCUUGAGGACAGCAGCCAGAAAGACACAAACAUAACAAAAUGGUCCUGCAGCAAGUUAAAAGUCUGGUAGAGUCUGGAUAAGGGCUGAUUUCAGCCCUGUGCAGAGAGUUACAGCAUAAAGUGCUUGCUGAAGUCCUGUUGACAUAGUCCUAGAAUGGAAGUUAUUGAAGGUACAUAGGUCUUGUGCUCUGGGGUGAUUUUCACUCCGGAUGAGGAUGGAGUGCAAGUGAAUCUUUUCCUUUGGAGAAAAGAGACUUCUAUAAUUCUAGCAAGAUUUUUUUACCUUUAUUGUAUGAGAUUUUUGUUUUGUUUUUAAUAACGAGCCGGUAUUUAUCAAGUAGUUCAUGUUUCAUUUCUACUGUCUGAUGUAGGGAUUUUGCUUUUUGUUUAGUCCCAUGUUCUUUAAUAAACUUUUUGGAU
Alligator mississippiensis (American alligator) is the source of this 4722-nucleotide messenger RNA. RefSeq names its product glutaredoxin and cysteine rich domain containing 1 (gene GRXCR1). Lineage: Eukaryota; Metazoa; Chordata; Crocodylia; Alligatoridae. Gene Ontology annotation, biological process: inner ear receptor cell stereocilium organization; sensory perception of sound. The transcript is spliced from 5 exons. Gene Ontology annotation, cellular component: stereocilium; kinocilium. The record is from RefSeq and is a predicted model, not a curated record. The coding region runs from base 62 to 964 and encodes 300 amino acids.